CCUCUGCCAAUGUCUCAGGUUGAAGUUUGUGGCAGUGAUGUUGUUCGACUCAUGGCUGAUCUCAAAGACUGGGAGAAGCUUUUCGUUCAGUUUGAAUGUGUUCUUACGUGGGAAAAGCCUCUAGUCUUGCUUUAUACUUUCAUAUCAAUAACGGUAUUUUACGCUUUCCUUUGGUUGUUUGAACCGCCUCUUCUUGUAUCACUUGGAUGUCUCACUUUAACCUUCAGUCUUUGGUUUUACUUUGGUCCUAAAUUCGCGCUGAAAUUGCUCCCCACUGUACCCCUGGCUGAACAUAAUCAGAGAUAUCGCGCAUUCUGUCGGCGGAUCCUGCGCGCGCGUCGAUUAUUCAUCCUCAUUUUUCAACAUCUAUCCAACCUACGAAAACAGAGACCGUAUAUCUACACCGUUGUUUGUUUAAGUGCCAUCGUAACCGCAGAAAUACUGACCUACAAUUACGACGGGAUAUUGAUCGCGUACAUCCUAACUAUCUGUGCAUUGCUGACCCCUGGAAUCCGCCAUACUGGAGUUAUUAGGAUAUUCUACCUCGUAGUAAAGAAAUCGCUUCGAUUUAUCUGGCGCAUCAUCUCCCAACUGAUCCUCUUCCUGUACAGACUCAUUCCCGCGACUAGUCGGGACUCAGGCCAACUUACGGAAGGCGCCGCUAUGACCAAAUAA
Molecule: messenger RNA, 675 nt
Organism: Mesocestoides corti
Lineage: Eukaryota; Metazoa; Platyhelminthes; Cestoda; Cyclophyllidea; Mesocestoididae
Source: the annotation of a GenBank genome assembly